Molecule: messenger RNA, 585 nt
Organism: Cylicostephanus goldi
Lineage: Eukaryota; Metazoa; Nematoda; Chromadorea; Rhabditida; Strongylidae
Source: the annotation of a GenBank genome assembly
AUGAAUGAUUUGUUGGAGAAGAGGAGGCAACACCGAAAAGUACCUACGGGUGUUACGAAACUUGAAGCUGAAAUGCUUGCAAUGGCUAGAAAGGGCAUGGGAGGGGAUGAAUCUACUUUCUCUGUUGAGCAACCAUUGGAAGCACAGUUGAGCAUAUGUGUUUUCUGGGGAAAUGCUGGCAUCUCAGCUUUCACAUUUCAGACACACUUGUGGUCUGAUAAGUACCGACCGCGCAAACCCACUUACUUGAACCGUGUUCAAACCGGAUUCGAUUGGAAUAAAUAUAAUCAAACCCAUUAUGAUAUGGAUAAUCCACCUCCGAAGAUUGUUCAAGGCUACAAAUUCAACAUUUUUUAUCCCGAUCUUUUGGAUCCUUCGGAAACUCCCUCAUUCACUGUCACACCUUGUGACGAUCCAGAUUUUGCAGUUAUAAAAUUCAAGGCUGGGCCUCCAUAUGAAGACAUUGCGUUCAAAUGCGUAAAUCGUGAAUGGGAAGUCAGUCACAAACAUGGUUACAAGUGCCAAUUUCAAAACGGUGUAUUUCAGUUGUGGUUUGUAUUCAAACGAUAUCGUUAUCGUCGGUAA